Messenger RNA from Mobula hypostoma (lesser devil ray), 1760 nucleotides. It is a transcript of the gene slc66a3, whose product is annotated as solute carrier family 66 member 3. The transcript has 8 exons. The record is from RefSeq and is a predicted model, not a curated record. The coding region runs from base 375 to 986 and encodes 203 amino acids. Lineage: Eukaryota; Metazoa; Chordata; Chondrichthyes; Myliobatiformes; Myliobatidae.
CACUUGUGUAGAAUAAAAUGCAAUUUAAAAAGAAUUGACACCUUAGAAAAGGCCAGAUGGGAGGAAGUAUAGUCAAGAUGACCUAUUAAAAGUUGCCCAAUGGAAUCUCUGGAGAAGUUACAUUUCCUCGAAUUGAGCAUUUAACUGCAAAGACCGGCUCAGCCGCCGCUCGGAGCCACUGAGCUCGGUUCAUGUUGGGUUCUUCCACUUUUCUUCCUUGUCACUGAAGUUCGUUUUCCCUCUCUCGGCUGCGUACGGGUCGUGCUAAAGGCCGAAAUUCGUUUCAAGGCGUAUCCGGAAAACCUUCUUUAUUUCCAUUAAUUUUGAAGGAAAGAGCUCGACACCGAGUGGUUUGGAACUUUUGGGGUGUCGCGAUGGAGCUGGAGCUUGUGCUGACGCUGGCCCACUCCACCACUUUAAUAGUGUGCAUGGUGCUGAAGUUCCCGCAAAUUGUUACAGUUAUUCACGCGAAAAAUGCCUGGGGACUCAGCGUCCGGAGUUUGCUGCUGGAACUGAUUGGGUUUCUAGUAUUUCUGACUUACCAAACUUAUUAUGAAUACCCUCUGGCAACGUAUUUGGAGUAUCCAAUUCUAAUUGCACAAGAUGCUGUUCUAUUGAUGUGCGUACUCUUUUACAAUGGAAACAUUGGGACAUCCUUACCCUAUGCAAUACUAUUUAUCAUUGGCUGGCGACUUUUAACAGUCCAUAGGUUAAUUAUAGACUUGGCUAUGAAUCUAUCCACAUAUAUCAGUGCAUUAAGUAAAUAUGCUCAACUGCAGUCUCUGUGGACAACCCGGAACUCUGAUCAAGUUAGUGCGUUGACAUGGAGUUUUGCAAUCUACACUACUUGCGCACGAGUCUUCACUACUCUGAUGACCACCCAGGACACUGCAGUGAUUAUACGUUAUGUGGUGCUGUGCUUGUUGAAUGUAUGGGUGUUGACUACCAUCAUCUACUACAGGAAGACUGGAAGGAAACAAGCAUGAACACGGCCAUGAACUUAUCAAUCACCCCUGCUGUGGACCACUUCUGGACGUCCAAGAUGCCAACUUCUCCAAAGAAGGGAUCCGUAUGCUCCGCGACUGUUGGACUAAGUGUGUAAAUGUAGGAGGGGACGAUUUUGAAAAAUAAAUGUGCUAGGUUUUCUAAAAUUGACUCCCUCUACCUUUGGCCACGAACUUAUCAAUCACCCCUUGUAUAAUUGACAUUUCUUAAUUUUUUUUCUAUCACUUGACAGUUGACUAAAUUGGAUGAAAAUAUGAAUUCAGUAGAUUCAUUUUGGGGUAACCACUUUGGAUGAGUAAAUAAUUCAGACAUUUUGAUUCAUGAAUGCAACUAACAUUGCAUUCACUUUGUUGUAGCUCUGCAUUUGCUAUUUGGCUUAGAAUGGUGAUAGAAGGCACUUCAUCCUGUUUCCACAGGUGUAGGUCUCUGUGUUGCACAAUGAUCUUAUGUAAACUAUUUUCCUUUUUUCUCCCCAUAAUGUAUUGUUAAAGUGGGAGUUGGGUAUACUACCCAAAGGACAACUUUAAAUAUAGUUAUAUGCUUGCAUUUCUGCAAAUAGCUUUACAGCUUAACAGAUCUAGAAUUAUUAAAUUGUAUUUUUUAAUCAUUUUCAUAUGGAAAACAAAUGCUUAACUAAUAUAUAUGUUUGUAUAAAGCUUAACUACAUAUUGGAUCAAAUUGUUUGGAAACUCAUUCAUCCAGUGUAAUUUUUCAUUUUACAAUGCUAUUUUUCUUACAUAAAUAUAACAUUUUGA